GAUUCGUCCUUUAUUGGUCAAAGCUCAAUGUGUGUUGUUUAUCAAACGUUUUUUCGGUUGUUUUUUUCGUUUGACAUUUUUUAAAAAUUGUGAAUAAUACCUACCGAUAAACAAUCAUAAUCAUGGGACGAAUUCUAAUUAAAGGUGGUGUUUGGCGUAAUACUGAAGAUGAAAUUCUUAAAGCAGCUGUAAUGAAAUAUGGUAAAAAUCAAUGGUCACGAAUAGCAUCAUUAUUACAUCGUAAAUCGGCAAAACAAUGUAAAGCACGUUGGUAUGAAUGGUUAGAUCCAAGUAUUAAAAAAACAGAAUGGUCAAGAGAAGAGGAAGAAAAAUUGAUUAAUCUGGUACGAUUAAUGCCAACACAAUGGCGUACGAUUGCAUCGAUUGUUGGUCGUACAGCAUCACAAUGUUUGGAACAUUAUGAACAAUUAUUGGAUCAGGUGCAGAAUAAAGAUAAAAAUGCAGCAGGUACAAGUUUAGAUGAUCCAAGAAAAUUGAAGCCAGGUGAAAUUGAUCCAAAUCCUGAAACAAAACCAGCACGUCCUGAUCCAAAAGAUAUGGAUGAAGAUGAAUUGGAAAUGUUAUCCGAAGCACGUGCACGUUUAGCCAAUACCCAAGGUAAAAAAGCUAAACGUAAAGCAAGAGAAAAACAAUUGGAAGAAGCAAGACGAUUGGCACAAUUGCAAAAACGACGGGAAUUACGUAUGGCCGGUAUUAAUCUUCAUAUAAGAAAUUGGAAACAUCGUCGUCAUAUUGAUUAUAAUGGUGAAGUUCCAUUUGAAAAAACAGUACCUGCCGGUUUUCAUGAUACAUCGGAUGAUUCAUAUGAACCAGGUGGUUUAGAUUUCAAACGUUUACGACAACAACAAUUAGAAGGUGAAUUACCUUCGGUACGUGAAGAACGUGAACGUAAAAAAGAUAAAGAAAAAUUAAAAAAGAAAAAAGAGAAUGGCAUACCAUCAUCAUUGAAUAUUGAUGAAAAUGAAUUUCAACGACCACGUUCCAAAUUAGUAUUACCUGAACCGGCAAUAUCGGAUCAAGAAAUUGAACAGGUAGUAAAAUUAGGACGUGCAAGUGAAUUAGCUAAAGAUGUUGCCGAAGAAACGGGUAAUAUUGCAUCCGAAACAUUAUUAGCUGAUUAUUCGAUUACAUCAUCGGCAGUAAAUUCAAUACGUACACCAAAAACAGCUGCAUUUAGUCGUGAUAAUAUAAUGGCUGAAGCAAAAAAUUUACUUGCGUUACAAAAUGUUGAUACACCAUUGUUGGGUGGACAAAAUGCACCAUUAAUCGAUGUUGGUGGACAAACACCGGCAGGUAUUCGAACACCAGCAGGUUUUACAAAUAUUUCAUCUACUGGUGGUGCUACUGGUGCAACACCAAAUACAAUGAUAUCAACACCAUAUCGAUCAAUAACUUCAGGACCAUCAUCAUCAUCUUCGGCAAACAAUGAUGCUUUAGUUCCAUUAGUAUCGAAUACACCUGGUACUGGUAAUAUUCAAGAUGGUUUUACACCACUUUCAACACCUGUACGUGAUAAAUUAUCAAUCAAUCCAGAAGAAUCAUUAGCAUUAGAAGCACAACAAGAUCCUAAACAAUAUACCAAAACGGUAAAGGAAAAUCUUCGAAAAGCAUUUUCGAAAUUACCACAACCAAAAAACGAAUAUGAAAUUGUAUUGAAUAAUGAUAAAUCAAUCGAUGAUGAUGAUGGUGAAAAAAAUCAAGAUCAAGAUGGUGAUGAUAAUGAUAAUAAAAUGAUUAUUGAUCAAAGUGAAAUUGAUGCUGAAAGUCGUAAACGUGAACAAGAUCGUAUAAUGAAUGAACAAAAAUGGACACAAGCUGUACGACGUAAUUUACCACGACCAUGUGAUGUUCGUGCAACAUUAUCAAUAAUGCAGCAGCAGCAACAACAACAAUCAUCAACAGGACCAUUAUCACAGGCUGAAGAUCUUAUUCGACAGGAAAUGAUAAAAAUUCUUCAUUUUGAUGCACUAAUGAAUCCAACUGAUGAUCAAUUGACAUUUGCUGCGAUCAAAUCAAAAACAGCAAAAUCUGAAUCGAAAAAUUAUGAAACACAAUUGGCUAUGUAUUUGGAAAAAAAUCCAAUCGAACCGAUUGAAAAUGAAUAUCUAUUGAAAGCAAAACAAAUUUUGAAUGAUGAAAUAUCUUCAUUGAAAAAUGGAAUGGAACAUGAUGAUAAUGAUUUAUCCGUUGAAGAUAUGGCAAAAAUUUGGGAUGAAUGUUAUUCACAAUUAUUAUAUUUACCUGCACAGAAUCGUUAUACAAAGGCAUCGAUGGUAUCAAAACGUGAACGUAUCGAAUCGAUUGAAUCACGUUUAGAACAGAAUCGUCGUCAUAUGACACGUGAAGCAAAAAAAGCAGGUAAAAUUGAAAAAAAAUUAUCCAUUCUAUUGGGUGGUUAUCAUCAACGUUCACAAGAAAUGUCCAAACAAUUUCUUGAAUAUUGGCAACAAAUCGAACAAUCACAUUUGGAAUUAUAUUCAUUCAAAGCAUUGAAAGUACGUGAAGAUAAUGCUAUUGAAAAACGUUUAGAACAAUUAAAACAAGAUGUUAAACGACAAGAAGAACGAGAGAGGUCGCUACAGGCACGUUAUGCUGAAUUAUUAAAACAACAUGAAGAAUUACAGGAAUAACAUUAGAUUCGUGAUUUCGUGAUAAUCCAUAUUGACGAUAAUUCCAAGUCAAUCAUAUUUUCAUUUCAUUUUGUGAUGAUUCUUUGUUUUCAUUUUUG
Messenger RNA from Dermatophagoides pteronyssinus (European house dust mite), 2749 nucleotides. RefSeq names its product cell division cycle protein 21 (gene Cdc5). NCBI's taxonomy places the organism in Eukaryota, Metazoa, Arthropoda, Arachnida, Sarcoptiformes, Pyroglyphidae. The record is from RefSeq and is a predicted model, not a curated record. Gene Ontology annotation, cellular component: Prp19 complex; spliceosomal complex. Gene Ontology annotation, molecular function: DNA-binding transcription factor activity, RNA polymerase II-specific; RNA polymerase II transcription regulatory region sequence-specific DNA binding. Gene Ontology annotation, biological process: mRNA splicing, via spliceosome; regulation of transcription by RNA polymerase II.